Messenger RNA from Geodia barretti, 510 nucleotides. Lineage: Eukaryota; Metazoa; Porifera; Demospongiae; Tetractinellida; Geodiidae. The record is from the annotation of a GenBank genome assembly.
AUGGAGCUGAUCGCGGGCGCCGCUCUCCGGCGCCGGCUCGCCGACGAUCCGCCGCUGCUCUCCGGCCUCGUGGAUCCGGAGGUGCAGAUCCAGAUGAACGGAGUGGAUCUCACCCUCGCCGAGGUGAGCCUCUUCGGGAGAGGUCCGGGCCGGGUGGAUUUCGACAACCGCCGCCGCCGCAUUCCGGCGCCGGAACCGCUCUCGCCCGAUGGCGACGGCGUCUUCCGGCUCCCCGCCGGGCCUUACUGGAUUCGCUACCACGAAGUGGUGAACAUCCCGCCGGACGUCUUCGCCAUCGGACGCACCCGGUCGUCGUUGCUCAGAAGCGGAGCGCAGAUCGGCACCGCGCUAUGGGACUCGGGGUACCGAGGACGCAGCGGUUCCCUCCUGACCGUCCACCAUCCCGACGGACUGGAACUCAUCCGCGACGCCCGCGUCCUCCAACUGGUGUUCUUCCAGUUGGCGGCGCCGGCCGAGCGGACCUACGCCGGUGCGUACCAGAACGAAUAG